AUGAAGUCUUCCUAUUUUACCCCCCGCAGAUCGGAACUUGGCUUGGUGGGGGGCUUGUUGGAACGCGGAUGGCGAUUCUGGAAUUUUCCCCCCGUGCCUCACUUGCGAGAAAAAUGCCUAACCGCCGUGGACCUGGCGUUCGACCAAGGCAGCGAGAAACAUGCACAGUUCGCCGUCAACGCGGUCCAAGUGACACGCAUGUUCAAGGCGGCCGGUCGUAUUACGGUAAUCAAGCUUGGUUUUGGGUACUAAAAUGAAAACUUUUGUACUUUUUGUGGCGUAACUUAUCUUGUAACCUCGAGAAAUCGGUCCUUACAUAUGUUAACAGAUUGCAAGAAAGAAAAAAAAAUUAAAAAAAUGUCCUGGCUCCGAAACUAGUUAACUGACAGCGCAGUAUUGACCGGUCGCCGGCACUUUCUUAAACAUGCGUGGUGAAUACAAACAUUUUAAAAAGAGAUUCUAAUCGAGUAGUGCAGGUUUUGCUGAGGGAUAAAUUCUUCCGAGAUUCUGGCGUCGAAAAUGACCAAAACAAUCUCGCGACUCGGGUAAAACGCAAAAGUCUUCGAAAACUUGGUUUUUCACUAAUUGGUUUUGUUUUUGUUCAAAAAUUGUGUUUUCUUAAACAUAGGGCAGCUUCUCAAGAUAAUUUUUUUGUCUUUAAUGAUUUUUUUAGUAGGCUAACUUCAAACAGUAUUGAAGAUUAUCGUGGAUUUUUUCUCUUCAAAAAAUCUUUGUAGGCUUCAAAGGCGCAGAAUUUAUACUGAAACCGGCAAAUUUAAAUUUUACUUUUCUCAGGUCCUGACAUCUAUGACUGGAAUUGAGCAGUGAAACUCGCAGCUACAAUGCAAAUGUACAGCUGUAAGGAGUUGUCAUCAUUUCCCGAUUAAAAUGUGUUUUUUUGUUUGAAGCUCCUGGUGGAGAUGAUCUGCAGCAAUGAGCUGAAGAUCGAACUUCAGCACGUGGAAGAAUGUCUUCAGCUGUAUAAACGGUUGUACGGGGCCAGUGACGAAGAAAGUGUCCGCGUGUCCUGCCGCGCGGCCACCACUCAGUCCAUUACCUCCUACUUCUCGAACCGAUACCUAUCUUGUGUCAGUUUUUGAAAUAUUCUGUCAAUUCUGGGAGUCUUAUAAGCUUUAUUGCAUUUCUCGAGCUGUAGAUCUCAUUUGUUGAGCCUCAAAUUGAUUCUUAUUUUUGGACUCAUGCUGGUGCGAAUGGACUUCCCCAAUAGCGGCCGAAUGGAAUUUAAAAUAUGUCUAAAAAGGCCUAAUUUUUUCUCUCUCGAGUUACUUCCUUUCUUUUCAGCUUCUUCUCUUGGUUCCAGUUUUUUUUCUCAAAUUUCUACUGUGGAUUUUACCUUCAAGCAUAAAUUAUCGGUCAAAAUUUUGAAAUUUUGAAAAUUUGAAAAAGGCCAAAAAUAUGAGGAUAAUUUAUUUCUAUUAUAGCGAUUCUGAAAAUGGUUUCUUUAAAAAUUCUGUAGUUGCCUUAGACACGAGAGGCUUGAGUUCUUUCAUCUCUCAAUUUAAUUUGUCUUGGAAAGACUUGAACCAGUAGCCUUUGGUCUGGAAAAUAAGGGUCCGACUAGGAAUAAAUAUUCAAAUUCAAGGUCCCGAUUGUAGCGGUUUCGGCAUUUUUCCUAGAAAGUUCAAGACGUCGGAACAGUUCUUAUCGAAAGUCGGUCUAGCCUUCCUUUCGAGGAAGUCGUCCUUGCUCAUCAGGUAUCUUUUUGGAGAGUACAACUCUAUCAAGUGCUCAGAUCCUUUCUCCUGACGUGGAAGGACAAAUGAAGGCUCCCACUGGAGAAGAAGACGUGGGAGAUCUGACGCUCAGUUGUCAACUUCACAACGAAACAAAAACGUUAGUUUUUUUGGAUAUAUAAGGAAUAAAUUAACUUUUGGGAUUCGUGUUCGUUCUCUGGUCUAUGCAAUGGCGACGCAUGGAAUGUUGCUCCAAACCGUUGGUUCUCUACUUCUUUCUGGACAAGAUUCAUUAGAAGAGUCUUUGCGAAAGGCCAUUCUUGGAAUUCAUCGACCGAUUGGAUGUCGCCUUGAAGACGACGUUUUCAAUCGCUUCUACGAGUUUCUUGAUGCCACAUUUGCGGUGUAUCUCUAUUUUAUACAUUUUUUUUCAUGUUGAUAUUUUCCAGGUGGCGCUACAUAUGGAUCGACGACCGGCUCUGCUGGCGGUGUGGAGCAAGGUUACCGGCGUGGAAAACGCAAAUUGCACAGAGAGAGGCUGAAAGUGGAGAGAAAAAGUCCGUUCACUGACUCGGGAAACAUUUCGGACGAAAGUGAGUUUAUUAAAAAACUGUGAAAAAAAAAACCAGUUGAGACUUUUGCCUCUUCAGGACCGCGAAGGACCCAUCGACAUGGACGAAGUUCGACUGAUCGCCUACCGCGACGUCUGCCUUCACCUACUCCGAAAACUUCUCCACCUCAAAGCCUUAAAACCUGCCGCCAAAGCCUUGUCUGCAAUACUCAUAUCAUCCCCAGAUUUAAGUUUCAGAACACUCGCUGUACAACUUAUUGAACUUUUAUGUGAAUAGUCAUUGAAAUCGAAUAAAAUUCUUUAUAGAUUCGUAAUUUGUUUUUCAAGCCAAGAUGUCGAAAGAAAAACUUUGUAUACUGCAAUUUUUGACCUACAAGAAGAAGUGAAAAUAAUUUGACCAUUAAAAAAUCUUCCGCGAAAGAAACAUCAAAUUUUGAAGGAAAACUUUAAAGAAAUAACAUUUUUCUUUUUUUUUUCCACACUCGUGUUUAAGACAGUGCUACGGGGGCCGGUGGCCGGUCAAUAUUGCGCCGUGAGUUUUGAGGUUACAAGAUGAGAUACGUCAAAAAAAGUACAAAAGUUUUAAUUUUAUUACCGAGAAACCAAUCCUGACUAUACCGUAAUAUGGCCGGCCGCGUUAAACAGGCGUGUCCAGUUGGUAAGAAAUUCUAUGUACAUAAAUCUAAUUAAUCAAAAUUUAAAUAAAUAAUUGUUCCUUAAAAAAUCUAAAUCUAAUUAAUCAAAAUUUAAAUAAAUAAUUGUUCCUUCGAAAAAAAAGAAAGAUAAUGCCGUGUUCAAUUUGAUUCCGCGAAAUGCAAAAUACCCGUUAGAGAAAGGAAAAGAUCACUAAAUUGUGGAGAGUCAGAGAUCAUUUUGCAUUUCGCGGAAAUUACUUUGAACACGGCAUAAAUGUGCUCCACCCACCGGCAGAAAAAAAAAACGAAAAGGGUUUCGAAGCGAUUGGGCCUGUUUAUUUUUUUCGCGCGCCCAAUAUUUUUCGUAAUCCAAAAAUUUUUAAUGACUUUUUUUCCCCAAAUUCGAUCAAAGUUCUUCUUUUUUUAUACUUUUUGUUCUGAAGAUCAUGCCGUGUUCAAAGUGAUUCCGCGAAAUUCAAAAAUAGCUGUCAGAGAAAGAGAAAGAUAACUAAAUUUUUGGAGGGUCAGAGACCAUUUUGCAUUUCGCGGAAAUUACUUUGAACACGGCAUCAUUCUUGUUUAAUUUUUUUAAUUUUUCGAGUUGAGACAACGCAUUCCCGUUUUUCGAAUGCGCUGAAAAAAAUUUUAAUUAAAAAUAAUCCAAAUUUUGUUAAUUAUUAAUUUUGAAAAAAAUCAUGUCAUGGAUUAUAUAUUUCUAUUUAUAUCAGACAAAUCUUAUUUCAUCUCUAUAGUUUCGAUCAACUGAUUCAUAUAGAAAGUGUUUAUUAUUUUUUUUUGUACAUUAGAUAAUAAGUUUUGAUUCGUCUAACGUAAGUUUUUUGGAUCAAUUUGAUAUCAAAUUAUUCUUCUGUCCUUAAUUUUUUCAUAUUGACAGCAGAGUUUUCUUUUUUCGAAAAAAAGUUCUUGGCCUUUUUCUUACUAUUGCACACAAUUUACGAUUAGUACUUCUGUAUUUUUUUUUUCUUAUCAGUAGAAUAUUCUUACAAGGCGGUUAGUUCAGCGCAAACACGCACUGUUCGCGCGCCGCUGAAACGUUUAAUUUUUUUUUUUACGGUUCAGAUUUGCUUUAUCUGAAAAUUCAAAUUGCAUCGGCUUUUUUGAAUUGGUGCCAACUGGCCUUUUCUUAUAGUCAACUUUUUCGCUUUUAUCAUCACAAUUUUUUUUUAUCAGGAAAUAUGCAACCAUACUCGUUUGUCUCUUUAAUUAUGACGGUUUGUCGGAAAUUUAGAUUUUUUUUUCCAUCUGAUCAGAUUGAUCUAAGUUGGAAAAAAUUAUGUAUUGUUUCAAAGUUUGUACUUAGUUUAAGUGCACUUUGGAUUCCAUAAAAAAUUUUUCGUGCCGAGUCUUCCUCUAGCUUUCGAAUACUCUACUCGUACUCCGUACGUCCUUACUCGAGCUUCCGUCCUUCCUCUGCACACGAGCGAGGGUCAGAGUGCUAGAGAGCGCGUCGGUUUGAGGCUGCAGCAGUUUUCGCACUCUGUUUGCCGCCAUUUUCUCCGUCUUCACCCCACGCCGCAACUCUCUCCGCCCAAGCGUUUUUCUUAGCGUUGUUGUCCAUCUACCACGCCCACCAUCUAUCCUUCGUCAAAAUUAUUUACACGAAUAUUUCUGACGAUCGGUCAGUAUUUCUUUUUUCUUGGUAUUCCCUUUUGUUUCACCUUUUAUAUCCCUAGCCAAAGAAUCCAACUUUUUCUUUUACUCUUUUCGGCCGCUGUCGCAUCGAUCGUCUCACACACCUCUUUCGCACUUUUUUUUUUUACUUGGUUUCACUACUUUGAAAAAUUAUUCUUUUUUCAGAAAAGUAGGCACUAUGGCUAAAGCUAAGGCUGACGGAAGAAAAGGACGAGGACGUCCCCCGAAGAGUGCAAAGAAAACCGAUGAAGAUGGAGCCCCUGUUGCGCCAGUGAAGGUAAUUGAUUUUUUUUUAAAUUAUUGUUUUGGAGAUUCCAGGAUUUUUAAAAAGUUUUUUUUUUACUUGAUAUCCAAUGUUUAGAAAGUCGAGAAGAACCCUACUGACAAGAAGAAGCGCGGACGCCCACCAGGCGCCGGAAAGGCGAAGGCUGAGCCCAAGGCUAAAACUACAUCUUCGCGGCGAGCCAAGAAGGACGAUAACGAUAGCGACAACGGAGAGGUAUUUGUGCUUUUUUGUUUCAAGUAAUGUUCAUAAUUAUUAGGCUGAUGCUCCUGCCACCUCGUCAAUCGAAGACGAAGAAAAUAGCGAAUAA
This is a messenger RNA of Caenorhabditis auriculariae, 5146 nucleotides long. The record is from the annotation of a GenBank genome assembly. Lineage: Eukaryota; Metazoa; Nematoda; Chromadorea; Rhabditida; Rhabditidae.